Molecule: messenger RNA, 4255 nt
Organism: Corvus hawaiiensis (hawaiian crow)
Lineage: Eukaryota; Metazoa; Chordata; Aves; Passeriformes; Corvidae
Gene: MAPK15
Product: mitogen-activated protein kinase 15
Exons: 13
Coding region: 39-1607 (522 amino acids)
Biological process (GO): protein phosphorylation; intracellular signal transduction
Cellular component (GO): cytoplasm; nucleus
Molecular function (GO): ATP binding; MAP kinase activity
Source: RefSeq, a predicted model, not a curated record
GUUUCCAUGGCAGCGGGAGCCAACAGGGAGGUGCCGCCAUGAGCCCGCCCGAGGUGGAGCCGCUCGUGUGCCGCAAAUACGAGAUCAAGAGGCGCCUGGGCAAGGGGGCCUAUGGCAUUGUCUGGAAAGCAAUUGACCGCAAGACAGGAGAAACAGUUGCUGUUAAAAAGAUUUUUGAUGCUUUCAGAAACAGAACAGACGCUCAGAGAACAUUUCGAGAGAUUAUGUUCCUGCAGAAAUUUGGAGAACAUCCAAAUAUCAUCAAGCUGCUCGAUGUUAUCCAAGCAGAGAAUGACAAGGACAUCUACCUCAUCUUCGAGUCCAUGGAGACAGAUUUACAUGCUGUGAUUAAGAAGGGGAAUUUGCUGAAAGACAUCCACAAGUGUUACAUUGUCUACCAGCUCCUGAGGGCAACUAAAUUCAUCCACUCAGGGAAUGUUAUUCACAGGGAUCAGAAGCCUUCCAAUAUCCUGCUGGAUGCACAGUGCUGUGUGAAGCUGUGUGACUUCGGCCUGGCCCGUUCCCUGUGCCAGCUGAGUGAGGACCAGCCCACCCCUGCACUGACCGAGUAUGUGGCCACACGCUGGUACCGAGCCCCCGAGAUCUUACUGGCCUCUCGCAAUUACACUAAGGGUGUAGACAUGUGGAGCAUUGGCUGUAUUCUUGGCGAGAUGCUGCUUGGAAAGCCUCUUUUUCCUGGGACAUCAACAAUGAAUCAAAUAGAGCAGAUCCUGAGGGUCAUCCCUGCUCCGUCCCCAGAAGAUAUUUUGGCUCUGCAGUCAGAGUACAAGGCCUCAGUUAUUAACCACAUGAGUUCCCGGCAGCGAGUAGCAUUUGAGGAGAUUUUCCCAUCCUCUACUCCAUUGCCUGCCUUGGAUCUGCUGAAGAAACUUCUGGUAUUUAACCCUGACAAACGGCUCACAGCAGAGGAGGCUCUGCGGCAUCCUUAUGUGAACAGAUUCCACUGUCCUUCUAGGGAGCCCUCUUUGGAUUUUGAUGUGAUCCUUCCUUUGGGUGAUGAUGUCCAGCUGUCUGUGGCAGAAUAUCGAAAUAAAUUAUAUGAGAUGAUCCUUGAAAAGAAGUCAAAGAGCCUUCCAAAGGAGCAAGGGCAGAGAGAAAACAUUCAGCUGAGCCAGUCUGAAUCCAGCACACUUCUCUCAGGUUUCAGCUCAGUGGCUGUACCUACCAGGAAAGGCCAGCAAGAACCAACACCCCCUCUUCUAAACCCUUCACAUAUGCACACUGGAGCCACAGCUGGGGUCCAGCCAAUAGGAUCCAGCCAGAGCAAGGAUUUGGCCAGAACUGUGUGUCAGAGGUCACAGACUAGUGUGAUGAUGUACAACCCCAUCACACACACCACUGUGCAGAGAAAUGCAAAUCCUGGUGCUGGGAUCAGGAACUGUUCUGCACCACCUCAACAGUCCAGAAUCCCCAACAAUGGGAAACUAGGGAGACAAAUCACACAGCCAAACACUCGGCUCUCUCCUACCAGUGUGCAGAGCCUUUACAAUAGCACUCCACUAUGUAUCUCUGGUGGAAGGUGCCCCUGCCCAUGGCAAGGGUGUGGAACAAAAUGGUCUUUUUGUAUCCAACUCAUCCAGAUAUAAGCCACGAUGGAACAAUGAUCACACAGCAAACUGCUCACAGUGCUCAGAGACAGGAGAGUGACAGUCAAAGAACCAACUGCAACGCUAGAAGGAAGAAGCAUCAGAAGAACCCUGCGAUACUGCUGGACAAUCAAAACAGCAGCAGAAAAAUACUGGUCAAGUGGUGAAACAAUUUUAUAUUGAUUAAUAUAAUUAUUUCACUACAGUUAAAAAUGAAGAUGGAGAAGAUUGAGCUUUAAAGAAGCACCAGGUAGUACUGACUGUUAUCUGGUAGGACCACAGAGAACAGCAGCACUACACAGAUUCAGGAGGAACUCACAGCCAGAGUGGCCUGGGGAUAGGGACGUUUUACUCCUCGCAUCCCAAAAAAAGGUGGCACCUGAACUCUGACUCCUCAGCCUAGAGAAGACAUCUACAAACUGUGACCAGGGCAUCUCCGCUGCCAGGACAAGGACUAAACAGGCAGAAAAUUAACCUGGCAGGUGGUAGGUUCAAAGGGACAUCAGGAAACACCUGUGCUCACCUGGGCUGAUUUGGGAGAACUCUCUCGUUGCUCUGCAGCUCCCUGACAGGAGGGUGCAGCCAGAUGGGGGUCAGGCUCUGCUCCCAGGUUUUACAAUCAGGAGUCACUUGAGUUCCCCAUGUGUUUGUGGUGCUGAGUAUAUUUGUGAGUAAGCAGGAAAAAAUGGUACCAGUGAAGAAGUAAAUUUGAUGUGAAAGCAAAGUGAUCAUCAUGGGUUUCCCUGAGACACUGGGAGAACAUGGAUAUGGAGCUGGAGGGUGUCCUGGUACCACUGAACACAGCAAUAGUGGUGGGUUGCUGGUCUGGCAGAGAUGUUCAGGGAAGCCUGCAAGGGAUGUUUGGAGGGGACGUGGAAAACUCUGCACUUAAUCUGGGGGGGGUGGGCAGUAUUUCCUCCAAAAUAGACCCACGACUCAGAACUGUGAAAUAAAAACCAGAAGUUGUGUUUAUGCCACUGUAAGUGUCCGCCCCAGCUCUACACGUGUUCCAUGGCUGGGAGCCACCUGGUCUAGUGGAAGAAGGAGGAACAAGAUGAGCUUCCAACCCAAACCAUCUUGUGCUUCCAUGAUUCCAUUAAUUGUUGGCAUCCUUUAAUUCCCUGGGUUGCAACAAGAACAAUACCAUGUUGAUGAAUUCUCAGUUUGCAUGAAAAAUGCUGGUUUAUACAUAUAAGUGAAUAAAUAAAUAAAUACCUAUACACACAUACAGAUACACACACACACACAUACGUACAUAUAUAUACACACACACACACACACACACACACAAAAUUACGGAUAUUUCAUUAAUCUUCCAAAAUCCUUCCCUGUCAGGUAAAGCAGAAGGGAAGAAUUUACCUAGAACCCCAAAGGUUAUUUAUGACCUUUUGUCACUUUGGUGGGCGUGAGCUGAGUUCAGGUCAAAGAAUAAAUAAAAUUUCUCCUGCUACAGCCCAUCUCCCUGAAUUCAGAUGGAUUCUGCACUUAGUUAAUGGAUUUUUAAAAAUUUUGUUUUGGUCUGUUCCAGCUCCUGGGAUCACCUGUCUGCAGCUGGCAGAGCCCUGAGGCACUGGGUCAGAUUUGGUGUCAUGAAGCUGCUGACUGCCAGGCUGGUUCUCCACUUCUGCACCAAGUCACCCACUCUUUAGAAAGCAAUUCCUCUCCAAAUCAGAUGGAAGCAAUCACAUACCAUUUCUGACUGAUACUUGUGUGCCAGAAGGAGGUUUCUAAGACACAACUGGCUUUUAAACUCCUAUCUUUUCACUUCUCUCUUAACUACUCUUGAUCCAUUCCGUGUGUGUCCAUUAUCCCAGCGCAAGGCUGGAUUUGAUGGAGGACCAGUUCACGUGCCUCAGGAAACAGGAGAUGGAUCACUCAGUGUGCCACAUUGCCUUGUUAUUUUUUUUAGUCCGGAACUGUGUAUUCCAUGUUUUUUGUAGGGCAUUCCGUGCUUUAAGCCUUGGUUCCUUUUAACAGGAGUAAGGGAACAUCAUGUCAGGUUUCCCCUCAGAGGGACAGGAGAGUGGACACAUCAGUUAGUUACAGAAAGUACUCUUUCUUCCCUGAUGGCUGGAUUCUCCUUGAUCAGGGGCACCUGAAACAACCUGGAGGAGAGUGAAGGGAGACCUCAUUGCACUCCACAACUUCCUCCUGAGAGGAAGAGGAGGAGCAGACAGCGAUCUCUUCUUUGUGGUGACCAGUGACAGGGCCCAAGGGAACAGCUGGAGCUGGAUCAGGGGAGGGCUAGACUGGAUAUAAGAAAAAGGUUCUACACCCAGAGGGUGGCUGGGCACUGGAACGGGCUCCUUGGCAGAGUUCAAAAAGCAUUUGGACAACACUCUCGGGCACGUAGUGUGAGUCUUGGGGAUAGUCCUGUGCAGGGCCAGGAGCUGGACUCGAUGAUCCCUGUGGCCCUUUCCAACUCAGUUUAUUCUGUGAUUCUGUGCCUCCAAGCAGGAGUUGGCUCCUUGUUUGAACUUCACCUGCAAAUCUAUUUCCUGCAGCUUCUUUCAGAAAAAGACAAAUGUUGUAUUUUUGGAAUUCUGAACCAUCACAACUGUCAAAGAAACUGAAUCACAAACUGAAAAUAUCCGAAAUGUAGAUUUUCAGCCUGUAACUACUGAUGAAUAGAGAAUUUUACUUACUUA